CUCUUUGGCGAGCUGGCAGUGGGUGCCGUCGCAGCGAUCAAUUCGCUGAGUGCUGCUGCGGGCCUGUGAUUCGUUCAUUCGUUUGAUUGUUUAGUAACUCGCUAGCUGUUGGCUCGAUCGCUUAGCUCAAGCCGAGCAACCAGUCGACGACGGACGAAGCACGCGGCUGGCGGCGGUGGCGGCAAGCUGAGUCUCGUUUAGCAGCUACUGCUGCGCUGGUGUUGAUUGUUGUGCUGCUGCUGCUGCUGCUGCGGGCCGGUAGCAGUAGUGCGACUACGGCUACUGGUGGUGCCAUUGCUGUAGUAUAGCAGCAAGCGAGCAAUGGCGUCGCUAUGGUGGUGGGAUGUUGUUUUGGUGUGUGCUGUUGAGAGCCAGCGAGCUGCUGCUGCUGUGUGAGGGGAGAGUAAUGGACGGACAACCGGCCGAAGCUGUGGCAGCAUCGGCGAAAGCACAGCCAACAGCGACUGCUAACAGCGGUCCGAGUCGGGCUAGCAGCGCACUCGCUGCCGUGAACGGGCGAAACGACUCGCCAAUGAACAACGACCAGGCCACGGCAGCACGACAGCAGAUCCAGGCACAUCGAAGGUGCUACCUAUAAAGUUAACACAUAGAUGUGGCUGGCAGUCGGAGGACCCACAACGGCGGCGGCAGCGACGACGAUCUAAUUAACUGCUGCCAGGAUCAGCAAUCUACUACAGUGUUUAAGUUCGUCCUGUGCUCGGUGUACAGCUGCCCUAUAACUGUCGUACGGGAAUGCCUCGCCGGGCUAGACAGCCGCCCAAAGAGCAACUCUAGCGCCCUAACAGAGGUACGCGAACGUAUUUCUACUGCUGCGAAAGUCGCUCAACCAGCGGCAAGCAAGGAAAAACGAACCAAUACAUGUGCACGAUUCCUUAUUUGCAAUCUCAGUUCGUGUGAGUGUGCGUUGUAUGAUCAAGGAUGCAUCAGGGCAACAUUCUCUCCCUGUUUCUAUCUCCCUCUGAGGAUAAUUAUUCUGUGUGCGUGCGUGUGCAUGUGUGGGUCUGCGACUGUGUAUAUGUGAACCCUGGUCAAUCGUAUGUGUAUCUUCUAUGCGUAUCUUGUAUCUGUGUAAAAUCUUGGCGACGCUGUCAAUAGGUCGAUAGAAUACGUAUCAAAUCUAUGUAGCGAUUGUGGUCAAAAAGAAAAGAGACUUCAGACGCCGAUACGUCGGGUAGUAGCACUGUAUUGCUCUGUCGCUUGCGCCAAUAAAUCAGUAAACUACCGAACGAAUAGUAACAAGAGAUGGUAGCAUCUCAUCAUCAACAGCAACACUAACAAGGCAAGGCCUUCACAAAUAGAGAGACAUACUAGUUACUAUGGGGGCAGUUGCAACAGCGACUAGAAUCAUUCGUGUGCCCAUGGUUCCACAGUGGAUAAAUCGAAGUAUCGAAUGGACCUAAGAUUCUUAAUUCUUCUGCUGUAUGUUAAUUCUACCUUCCUAUAUCAGAUACUUAAGUGCGUGAAUUCAAGAUUAGUUAGUGUCUUUUGUGGUCUGUGGUGUCUGUCCGGCCUGUCUGCUGUGUGCUAAUAGCUGGAUAUGUGCCCAACGUAAAUACGUAUCACUAGUAUUAACACUACUACCAUAAGCCUCCUCGUUAAAGCGGAAUGUUCCACUGAUACGGUACCCACAGCUUUCAGGAUGCCUACAGGAUGCCCCUGAUCUACCCUUCUCGGGGUGGGCGAGGGGGGCCCUCUAACGCGGGAGGUGAACAUCAUCCUCCUAGUCAUAAGUUACAUCAUCCUCAUUUACAUCCACAACAAAAUCAACAUCAUCCGUUUCAUCAUCCACACCCCCUUGUGGCACAUGGAGCACCUCCACAGUGUCAGCCCCAUACGAACCUCUGGUCGACGCCAACGAAUGCAACAACAACGUUAUCAACAGCAUCUACAACAUCAGCUGCAACAACCGGAACAACGGGAGCGCCUAGUAGCCGAAGCCCCGGUCAGGGGCAGACAGUUGCAGGGGCACCGUCAGCAGUGAUAGCUAAUGAUACAGCUACGGCGAACUUGUUACAUCAACAGAACGCGCUAGACACCACGACAUUACUGGGACGCCAGCCCGCUUCGGCGAUGGGAUAUAAUCACCAGCAUGUGCCGUUGCUUGGAGCUACGAUUGCAGGCGUCUCACCAAUGCCACAAGGCGGCGAUGCGCAAGCGAUUGCAGGAAACGUCCCGCGAGGGACGCUUCCUGUCCCUCUGUCACCGCCAACACUCGGGGCGGGCCUGCAUCUUCUAUCUCCCUCGUCCCUGGCCGCGUCUUCGGUGCCCGACUAUGAUCAUGACUAUCCGGUUAUGGCUCGGGUUCCCCCAGAGGAGACGUUCGAACGGCACGCCCCACGACUAUUGAAUUUUCUUCACUCGUACGCUGCUAAUCCGGGUGAUGCGCGAAGAAAGCUAAAGGAAGAAGCAGUAAAACUGAGAUGGCUUGACGCGGGCAUUUAUCAAAGCCCUGAUGGAAACUUGUACAAGCAAUUACUCGAAGAGCCAUCAUCAACUGACUCCGAUUAUGAGCCGACAGAAACCGACCUCAAACAAUGGCUGAAAUUGCAUAAGAAGCGGAAACGAAUAUGUGAACAGCUACAGAAACGGUCGCAGGAUCAAGAGGGGGCCCUGAGGAACAGUAAAUACAAGUACAAAUCAUGGGGUGUUCUCACUCGGAACGAGCCUAUCAGCCUUGAGGCGGACUUCGAUGACAAAGAGGAGCUGCGGUUAAACUUCCGACCCGAGGAGGUCGAGGCGAUGAUCGCCGCCGAAAAGGCUCGUUUGCUAAAGAAGCGCUUCGCUGGAGCCCACGUUAGUCGCGGUCGGGGGAACUCGGCGCAUCAGUGGGGCCUGCAGAGCAGCAGCAGUAGUAGUGACGACUCUUCCAGCGGUGAGGACAACAGCGACAACUCGGACUCGGAAAGCGAUCAACAACCGCCACCACCGAUAACAGAACAGCAGACUCCUCCUGUCGAAGUCGUCAAAAGAGGGCGCAAGAAAAAGGAAAAGACGCCUGCGCAGUUGGCUGCCGAAGCUGCGGCAAAACGUAGAAAACUUUGGUCGGACUUGAGCAAAAAGGACGCGCACCGGGCUUUCAAGCACAACCAGGCAUCACGAAAGGAAAGUCUACAUUUGGCUAAAAAGCUCGCUGUCGGAUGCAUGCGCGAAGUACGGAAACGGGCCCUCGCAUCGCAGAAGAUCGCCAGGGAAAAUGCGUCUCGGUCGAAAAGAUUGUGUAGAGAAAUGCAAGCAUUGUGGAAACGCUAUGAUCGCGCUGAGAAAGACCAAAGGAAAAGGGCAGAAAAAGAAGCAUUAGAGCAAUUAAAAGUCGACGCAGAGUUGCGAGAAGCCAAACGGCAGCAGCGUAAACUUAAUUUCCUUAUUACGCAGACCGAGCUAUACGCACACUUUAUGAGUCGAAAGCGGACUGGGGAUGAACAAGACGCGUCCACACAAGAUAUACUGGGCAAGCUUGACCAUGUGCGGGAUCCCAACGAUGUUGAUUUCGACGAGGACAGAUUGAAAAGCGAGGCUCUCCACAAUGCGCGGAACGCGUUCUUGGCACAUAGACAGGAGACCGAGAACUUCGACGCCGAAUUUGGCGUACGGGCACCAAAGGAGGAGAAUACACAUAAUGAUAUUGAAAAGGGAGGGGACGAACAGAUGGAACUUCCGCAGCCGUCAAUGUUCCAAGGGACAUUAAAGGGAUACCAAAUAAAGGGCAUGAGUUGGUUAUAUGGGCUUUAUGACAGAGGUAUCAAUGGUAUCUUGGCGGACGAGAUGGGCUUGGGUAAAACGGUCCAAACAAUCGCGUUUCUUUGCGCGCUUGUGGAGCGCCAAGCCAUUUGGGGGCCGUUCCUAGUGAUCGCACCAGCUUCGACAUUACACAAUUGGCAACAGGAACUCAGCAAGUUUGUGCCGCGCCUAAAAGUUGUCCCAUACUGGGGCAAUACAGCAGACAGAAAAGUGCUUCGAAAAUUCUGGUCAGCUCGAAAUCAGGAUCUCCACACAGAGCAAAGCCAGUUUCACGUUGUGGUCACAAGCUAUCAGCUCGUCAUUCAGGACGUGAAAUUCUUUCAGAGAAUACACUGGCAAUACAUGGUGCUUGACGAAGCUCAGGCAAUCAAAAGUACAGCAAGUCAGCGCUGGAAAGUCUUGCUGAGCUUCUCAUGUCGCAAUCGAUUACUGCUGACAGGAACACCAAUACAGAAUGCUAUGCAGGAACUGUGGGGUCUGCUCCACUUUAUUAUGCCUUCGCUUUUUGAUUCGCACCAGGAAUUCAACGAGUGGUUCUCAAAGGAUAUCGAGAGCCAUGCAGAGAACAAGACCGCAAUCGACGAGAAACAUCUGUCGCGCCUUCACAUGAUUCUCAAGCCAUUCAUGUUGAGAAGAAUAAAAAAAGACGUAGAAAAUGAGCUUUCGGAUAAAAUAGAGAUUCGCAUCGACUGCCCGUUGAGCCAACGCCAGAAGGAUAUGUGUGCAGCCUUGAAAAAGAAGAUCCGUAUUGAAGACCUGAUGCAGAGUUCGGGUCUAGGCGUGGGUAUGGCUGGAUCAGCGCAAGCCGUAAGUUCAGCGACCAGUUGUCUAAUGAAUAUCGUGAUGCAGUUCCGAAAGGUGUGCAAUCACCCCGACCUAUUCGAGCGUGAAGAUGUGCGCAGCCCCUUUUUCAUGCAGCUAAAUCCGGUCUCUCUGCCAAAGAGCUACUUCGAUGAAGAACUGUUCCUAAAGCCAAUUGUCAGUCGCCGUUUUGUAAAUAUUUGGAUACCUGCUAAGAUAUAUGAACGCAGCCAACCCGUGAGCUAUGUCGAAAAUAUCUCGCCUGUUAACUUCAAUACGUUUAACAACUCGUUUGAGUAUCUGUCUUUAACUGGACUGGGGGCCACGGAAGUAACGCAAUGUUCUUUGGGGAGUGUGCUAGAUCGCUUGUUGAUCGCAAAGAUGGAAAACGUUCGUCGAGAACGACGGUACCAUCAAGCCGUAAUGGAGGAACCCAUCGAGUGGUUCGCCCUGCCAGUUAUUCUUCCACCCCGACCGGCGGUUAAAUAUAGCGCUCUACGUAACCUACUGUUUUCAGUUGAGGAUGAGAGCAACUGUUUCGAGUCGAUCAUCACUAUAACUCCGAUGGCAGAAUCGCCUGCUCACUAUGAACACCGAGUGAGAAAACUUAACGAACAUCUUGACGAUGACGGCGAUGGAGUCAAGAUUAAAGUCGAACAUAUAGUUCACAAAAAAAGGCCUGCUCAGCAGACAGAAACGAUCAUACCACCUCCAGAUUUUACGAUUGGCUGUUUAAUGUCACCGUGCGUAGCUGCCCCUCCCGAAGUGAUCACUAGUAGUCCCAAAGGUUUUCGAUGGCUGCAGCGUGCUGCCGUCUGUGGCAGCCGUGAAGCAUUCAACUGGUGGCAUCACGGAAAAACGGCAGUGGGCCCGGAACUUGGUAGUUCAUCGUCAUUUAUGACAGCCGCCGAAGACCGGACUCAAUUCGGUGUCCGGGGCCUAAGACCGGCCCAGGGCUGGUCGCAGAUCUUAAUUCCAAACAAGGAGCGACUGGUAACGCAGAGCGGUAAACUUCACGCUCUUGACGGCUUGCUUCGACAACUAAAGGAGGGUGGGCAUCGUGUGCUCAUCUAUUCACAGAUGACCCGUAUGAUCGAUCUGCUUGAGGAGCUCAUGCUGCAUAGGCGUUACAUCUAUAUCCGCCUUGAUGGUAGCUCUCGUAUCUCUGAUCGCCGUGACAUGGUUGCGGACUUCCAGGAAAGAGCCGAUAUUUUUGUGUUCCUUCUAUCGACUCGAGCAGGCGGUCUCGGCAUCAAUCUGACAGCCGCCGAUACUGUGAUAUUCUACGAUUCGGAUUGGAACCCUACAGUGGACCAACAAGCUAUGGACCGGGCCCAUCGGCUUGGCCAAACCAAGCAGGUGAUGGUAUAUCGCCUCAUCUGUCAGGGCUCUAUAGAGGAGCGUAUUCUAGAGCGGGCGCGUGAAAAGAGUGAGAUCCAAAGAAUGGUAAUGAGCGGCACACACAUGCGGCCUCACGACGCACUAAAGCCGAAGGAAGUUGUAUCGUUGUUGCUCGACGACGAUGAGCUAGAGAGAAAAUUCCGCCAGAAACAAGAAGAGCGAAGACUGCUGGCGCAACAGGCACAGAUAGCACAACAACAGGCCCAGCAACAGGCGGCAGCAGCGGCCCAAACCGUUCUAGCGGAAACCUCGACGCCCCAGAAUAACGCUCAAAGUAGUGACGGUGGUGCUAACGCAGCGGAAGCCUUGAUGGGCUUUUUGCCGAAGCGAAAACGCAGCAACCGUUCGACAGGACGUCCGGUGGGACGGCCCAAGAAGAUUAAACCGAUGAUACCCGAGGACUCAGUCGGCGACUCGGUACCGGCUUCACCGGCCAGCGAACUCAGUCUGUGCUCGACUAGUAUGGUGGCAAUACCUGAUGACGAACGAGACGAAGCAGAUGACGUUGAGGGCGUGCUCGUUGUCGACGAAGAAUUGCAACGUGUGCCGCCAGGUGGAGUUGGUGCAGGUGGUGACGGUGGUGGGGAAUCUCUUGGUGGCCUAGUUACUGCAAGUCAUUCGUCUUCUACUAAAAAGCCGCCGAGCAGUCGGCAGCCGUUGAAGCCGAAGAGAAAGCGCGACCGAGAACGGGAGGAGAAACGCAAAGCUCGGGAAGCGGCUAAAGCUACUGCGGCAGCUGCAGCGGUAGUGGCUACCGCAGUAUCACCGCCCCUACCUAGACAGGCACCGCUUCCACCUCUGCCCCCGAAAGUUCAGAGGCCAUCGUCGGUCCUCGGGGUAGGGCCAGCUGUUGUUAAUACUGUUGGCGGGAGUGGAGGUGGUAAUAGUGGUGCAAUGAAUAUAGGAAGUGGUCCUGCAGCUGGUGGGGGAGUCGUGCUUGACGUCGGGAUGGGUGGCAUUGCGAUGGCUGACACCGCCUUCGCCUGGAACGACCUAAAUCUGGAUAACCUCGAAGAGAUUGACGUUAAUGAUAUUGAUCUUUCGUCGCUUGAUAAUGUUAAAGUUUAGCAACGACAACAAUACCGCCACCGCAAUUGACCGAUGAAAAAAAUUAAAUGGCAUAGCCCUCUUGGUAUCUUCUUGUGCUGCCCCCUACCGUAAUGCAUCUAUUAUCAGUGUACUAAACCAACGUGGCCAUGUUUAAUGGAGACUUUCCAAGAGCAUUCAGUACACGGUAGCAUGUGUUUAACAGCGUCGUUAAAGCUGUCGCCAUUAAUGUUGUAGGAAAUUCGAAAGAAGCCUAGUUCCAAAUAGUUAAUAGCCCUGGUCAGUUGUGAAAUAUGAAUUAAAUUAAUAAUAAGAUUAAAAAUAAUGUUAAAGAUACGUCCAGAUGAUAACGGUCCAUCGAAUCUGGUGACCUUGUAAUGUUCGAAGUCUCUCUACCUUUGAAAUAAUAGGAGAAACGCGCGCGAGUUCAGCAUAGGCUGGUAACUCCAGUCUUGAGGAUUAUCUCUACGAUGCGCGGGGGUGACCCCACCUAUUGACUGAAUAUUAAAGAGAAUUACGUAAAUAUAUACAAUAAAAAUAAUUCAAACACUUUUCGGAAACACACCGACAACUACAUACACAUAAGAAAUACACAGAAACCGUAUAUAUAAAUAAUCAUACGUGAAUAGUACAUAGUAAAAUAAACACAAGUAGUGCGCGACAAAUAUAUAAGUAAAUAAGCAAGCAAAUGGAGUUGAUAUGUAAAGCUAAAGAGGUAAAAUAACAAAAGGAAACAACCCAGUAUCACCAAAAGAAGUUAACAACACAGAAAAAGAGUAAAAUUGUGGAACUUGUAAUGUAUUUUUUUUGUUCUUUCAUUAUCAGUGUCGUGUAAAUAGUUGCUGUACACAGUCGGCUGAAAAAAGUGGAGCAAGAUGUACAUAUGUAACCGUUUUACUGUAAAACGAGUCAAAUAAGAAAGAAUGAGCUAAAAGAAGCACUUAUGUGGAGUAACUUAUAAGAAAGUGAGGAAGAAAAUAAAUUGAAGAAGAAUGUACUUGGUAAACUUCGUGUUAUUGCUAGCCAUUGUUGUUCUAGUGCUCAUCGCCCGAAAAGGCGCACAUAGAAACACAUUUGUUACUAUAAUAUCAAGGAAUAUGUCGAAAUGACCACUAGCAUUGCUUAUGUUUGCAUGAUCC
Molecule: messenger RNA, 8147 nt
Organism: Varroa destructor (honeybee mite)
Lineage: Eukaryota; Metazoa; Arthropoda; Arachnida; Mesostigmata; Varroidae
Gene: Ino80
Product: chromatin-remodeling ATPase INO80
Biological process (GO): DNA repair; chromatin remodeling
Cellular component (GO): Ino80 complex
Molecular function (GO): ATP hydrolysis activity; DNA binding; histone binding
Source: RefSeq, a predicted model, not a curated record